CCUCCAUAGUAGGUAUAAAAACAGCCCCCCACUUCUCUCCCAUGAAAUCUUCCCUUCUUCCAGAAUUCUUCGUGUAAUUUCUCAGAUACAGUUUCAACUCCCCAAACCUAUUCUUAAACGCCACCGUUUUGGUCUUCAAUCGGUUCCUCUGGAUCUAGGAACCUUUCUAGUCCUGGAGGAUGGCAGACAAUGAGGAGGGAGAGGAAAAGACUUCCCGAGGGAAUGAUUGGAGGAUGGCAGACAAUGAGGAGGGAGAGGAAAACACUCCCCGAGGGAACGAAUGGGAAGUUGUGUCACUUACAGCAUCAGCAUACGCUGCUGCUCCUGGUCCCGAGCAAGUUGAGUUGAAAAAUGAUUCAUAUGUAGAGGAAGCCGAAACUUCCCAUGCAUUGUUCAUGUCACGUCACUUUGUUUUCCCACCUAGCCAGCAUGAGAAUUUACCCUUGGAGCCUGAAAACAUUGAGAUUCAUAACGAAGAAGCGGGAGAUAAUGAUGUGGUAACUGAAUUGGGUGUCGAAGAAGGAGGCAGAUCUAGUGGGAAGGAUGGAGAGAAUUUGAAUCUUAAAGGGUUGACUGAACCAGAUGAGUUCCCAGGAAUUCAGUUUUUCGAGAAGGCUAGUAGUCUAUCCCUUCAUGGUACAGAAUUUGAAGAAGGCAAUACCCUGGAAAGGUUAAAUUUGGUUGAUAAAGAACAGAUCAUGUAUGAUGCUUCUAAAUAUAGUUCUUUCCAGAAUGAAACAGCACUCGGUGAUACAACUUCAUAUGUUGAGGACAUGGAUAUUUCUGGACCAAUUGAAUCACCAGAGCAAGGUUUAGAUGCUGGUAAUAUCACACGGUUGCCGCAGCCUUCAAAACAUGAUAAUUCUGACCUACCAUGUGGAGCUUGGUGGAAAAGAAGAGCUGCUUCCAUGUAUUCUCAUGCUAAAGACGCAAAUGCAGUUUGGUCUGUUUUCAUAGCAGCAGCUGUUAUGGGCCUUGUAAUUCUUGGGCAGCGAUGGCAGCAAGAAAGGUGGCAGGCUUUGCAACUUAAGUGGCAACUUAGCCUUAAUGAGGAUUAUGAAGCACCUCAAGAAAGAAGUCAGGAGGGAUGUUGGGCCCGAUAUCUCGACUUAAAGAUGUGAUUGUUGGUGGCCACCGGCGUGGUUCCUUAAUCAGGGGCAGCUCCACUAGUGAGAGUUAAGAUGAUGAUGAUGACGAAAAAAGGCAAGUGAGAGUUUAAGAUGAUGAUGACGAAAAAAAAGGCGGAGAGAGAGAGAGAGAGAGAAAGGGUGUGAUAUGUUAGUUUGUUAACACAGUGUGGUUGAAAUAUUUAUCUGACGAAGUUAACUGUUUACAUGUCAAAAGUGUAUUAUUUUGGUGAUUGUAUUUAUUUUCAUUUGGAUGCGCAUUGUACACAGCUCAGGUAUGGCAAUAACUGUAUGUUUUUAUCCCCAAAAUAUUGAUUCCGUGCAUUAAAGUA
This is a messenger RNA of Ziziphus jujuba (common jujube), 1459 nucleotides long. RefSeq names its product ATG8-interacting protein 1. Lineage: Eukaryota; Viridiplantae; Streptophyta; Magnoliopsida; Rosales; Rhamnaceae. The transcript has 4 exons. Gene Ontology annotation, cellular component: intracellular membrane-bounded organelle. The coding region runs from base 180 to 1121 and encodes 313 amino acids. The record is from RefSeq and is a predicted model, not a curated record.